Messenger RNA from Volvox carteri f. nagariensis, 1228 nucleotides. RefSeq lists its product as uncharacterized. The transcript has 3 exons. The coding region runs from base 96 to 767 and encodes 223 amino acids. Gene Ontology annotation, biological process: ribosomal subunit export from nucleus; protein import into nucleus. Gene Ontology annotation, cellular component: nucleus; cytoplasm. Gene Ontology annotation, molecular function: GTP binding; GTPase activity. Lineage: Eukaryota; Viridiplantae; Chlorophyta; Chlorophyceae; Chlamydomonadales; Volvocaceae. The record is from RefSeq and is a predicted model, not a curated record.
UAGAGUUGCAAGUGGAUAUAGCAGGUUUUCUAGUAUCUUUGGGCAAUAAACGCCACUAGACCGCAGACCUUACACUUGAUCUUGUUCCGCCACCCAUGGCGUUGCCCGGACAAGUUACCCCGGAGGGCGUGCCCGCCUUUAAACUUGUCCUAGUUGGUGAUGGUGGCACGGGUAAGACAACCUUCGUGAAGCGCCAUGUUACCGGCGAGUUCGAGAAGAAGUAUGAGCCUACGAUUGGCGUGGAGGUCCGGCCACUGGACUUCUCCACCAAUCGUGGCAAGAUUCGCUUCUACUGCUGGGACACUGCUGGCCAAGAGAAGUUUGGCGGCCUUCGCGAUGGGUAUUACAUUCACGGGCAGUGCGCAAUUAUCAUGUUCGACGUCACGUCGCGCUUGACCUACAAGAACGUCCCAACCUGGCACCGUGAUCUGUGCCGUGUCUGCGAGAACAUUCCUAUUGUUCUCUGCGGCAACAAGGUCGACGUGAAGAAUCGCCAGGUGAAGCCCAAGCAGGUCACGUUCCAUAGGAAGAAGAACCUUCAAUAUUACGAGAUCUCGGCCAAGUCCAACUACAACUACGAGAAGCCAUUCCUGUACCUGGCGCGCAAGCUGACCGGUGACCCCCACCUGAGUUUCGUGGAGGAGGUUGCGCUCCCUCCUCCAGAGGUGGCUAUUGAUCUCGCAGAGCAGCAGCGGAACGAAGCGGAGCUGGAGGCUGCGGCGCAAGCACCGUUGCCACAGGACGACGACGAUGAGCUGCUCGAAUAAUCAGCGUCUCUGGUCUGGCGCACUUCGCUUGGUUUGUGGCGGUUUAAAUACAUAUGGGCAGGCUGCGUGGCAGGAGGUAGCGACGGCUACAAUUGCGCAGCAAUCGUGUUGCUAGCGGGUUAGGGGGAUGCAGGCUGUUCGGAUAGGAAGUAACGAACGACUGACGUGAGGUUAAGUAACCAUAGGGGGAGUACUUUACGUGCGCGGUAUAAGAGGUCAAGCUGUGCGUUGGGAACCUGGGAGUUCAUGGGAAUCAGGUGGAGGCAGUAUCUAGUUGACUCAAUGUUUGCUCUCAACGCGCAAGCUAAGCAAUGAAAUGCAUUAGGCAAUGACGUUUUAUGGAGAAUUGUCGUGUGGUACUUGCCGGCAAAGCUGUACACAACUGUAUGCAAAGAUGUCGAACAUCUUGUGUAACAGGCGUCUGCCUCGACAAUGUAUGUGUAAGUGAUGCACAAAUAGUC